This is a messenger RNA of Acanthopagrus latus (yellowfin seabream), 3142 nucleotides long. Its product is annotated as beta-1,3-galactosyltransferase 1-like. The transcript has 4 exons. The record is from RefSeq and is a predicted model, not a curated record. NCBI's taxonomy places the organism in Eukaryota, Metazoa, Chordata, Actinopteri, Spariformes, Sparidae. Gene Ontology annotation, cellular component: membrane. Gene Ontology annotation, molecular function: N-acetyl-beta-D-glucosaminide beta-(1,3)-galactosyltransferase activity. The coding region runs from base 161 to 1219 and encodes 352 amino acids.
UGCUCAUGAGAAGGCCCGGAUUUGUCUAACACGCUCAUCACCACAAACCACAAUGCAGCGGGACAGUUGACUCUAACAUCCUCUAUUCUACCUGCUGUCUGUCUGUGUGUUAGUGUGCUGUAGCUGCCACAGCAAUCGACUUGGAUUUCCUUCUCUGAAAAUGCUGGAGAGCUCUGUUUCCAAAUGUGAAAAGACUCCAUGGCUCAGGGCUCGACGAUGGUUGGGUUUUUUCAUGCUGAUCAUAAUAGGAACUUCAAUAUUAAUAAUCUGCAAUUCGAACAUGCAAGUGUCAUGGUCUUUGAACGUUUGGACAAUAAGGUCUCAUAGCAAUAUGACCACUUCAGUCAGCAAUAUCUCAGCAGCCAACCCCUCAUCAUCAAAAUACUUUGUGGCAUACCCGCACCAGUACCAUUUUAUAUUGGAUGAACCCAACAGAUGUCGGCAGGAAAGCCCAUUCUUGGUUCUUAUGAUCCCAGUCUCACCCCACAACAGAGAGGCUCGUGAUACAAUCCGCAACACAUGGGGCAAAGAAGUCUCAGUGCUGGGCCGUGCAGUCAGCCACUAUUUCCUGUUGGGAAUGUCCAAAGAGGAAGACGAGACAGAGCUCCUUAAAGAGCAAGUGUUACAGGAAAGCCAAAGACAUCAUGAUAUUCUCCGGAGUAACUUCGUGGACAGCUACAAUAACCUCACCAUUAAAACCAUGGUCAUCUUUGAAUGGCUUGACUCCCAUUGCCCCAACACCUCCUAUGCCAUGAAGAUUGACUCAGAUAUGUUCCUUAAUGUCCACAAACUUGUUGACAUGCUAUCGACAGCCCGCCAGAAUCUUUACAUGACAGGAUUGGUGGCAAGGCAUGCUGCUGUUCUUCGAGACUAUAAUUCAAAGUGGUUUCUGCCUGUCUCAGCCUUUUCUGAGUCUACAUACCCACCAUAUGCAAUGGGGCUAGGCUAUGUGUUCUCACUGGAUUUAGCCAAGAAGAUACUGGAGGCAUCUAAACAUGUUAAAGCUAUUUACAUUGAGGAUGUGUAUGUGGGAUUGUGUAUGCAAUAUUUGGGAAUCGCACAUACAGAUCCUCCUCAUGGUGGUUUGUUUAGGGCAACAAUCCCUGGUUCAACAACAAACUGUUACUGGACCUCUGUCAUUACAACAAUAUUGCAGAGCUCUAACCAGCUUUCAGAGGUUUGGAAAUCAUAUCAGACUCAAGUACAAAGUGGCUGCUAAUAUGUCACUCUGUUGACAUGACCGCCUUGAUGACCCAUUUUUUUUUUUUACUUUUGAAGUAUGAUUUUGACGUUCUGACACAGAUAAGAAUUUUGUAACUGAGUAAAUGUGAUAUAAAAUAAUAUUUUAGGUGUUUGUCAAGAUUUCACAGAUGAUUGUGAAGAUGCAAAUCAUUUAAAGUCUUUCAGGUACAGAGCAAUUUUUAAAACUUGUAUCCGUGCAGUUUGCGUGUCUAGUACAUGUUGAAUGUGACAAACGUAAACUGCAAUAACAGCAAGUAAGCAAGCCUAGUAUUAACUGCUCUGUAAAAUGAUGGACUUUUCUGCACUUUGUGGCCUUACAUGUGAAACAUUUACUUUAGUAUUCUAUUUAUAAAGUCAAUCCAAUUGCAGAUUGAAGAUUAUGAUGAUUUCUAUGCAGAUAUAUAAGCACAAACUGAUGUUCACCACAGAAACUUACAAGAGGAAGUGGCCAGACAUACACUACUGCUACACAGACAAGUGCAGCUUAUUGGACUGACAGUUCCCACGGUGCACUGCAAACAGUUGAAGGGACUAGACCCAGAUAUCAAUGGUGUAAUACAAGAAAAACAAAAAUACGUAUUUAUCCUCCUCUUCCCAAGUGCUGAGUUUUGGAGAUACUAUGUACUAUUUUCUUUGUGCAUCACCUCACAGAGGAAGGGUUGUAUCUAACCAUGGACAAUAGGCUAGCUGGCUAUCUCAGCUAACCAUGUUAGUUAAUAUUACAGCUUUGCCAGGGGGGACUACAUUAAUGUGAUAUCAUUGGUGGAUGUUUUUCUGUGAAAAAGAAAAUGGUUCCAACUAUUCAAGUGACAACAAAACAAUCUAGAUCUAUAAUCAGCCCGCCAGGUUAGAGGGAAAAUAUAUAUUUUUACCUCCGUUUAGGAGGUGUAUAUAUACUGUAUACACUGUAUGAUAAUAUAUAUACAUAUACAUACACACACACACACACACACACACACACACUACAUAAUGGAUUUCUACAAAACUUGCAUGGAAGAUGAACCCCAGAAAAAGCCCCAUUAACUUUCAAUGAAUUUUCAACAUUUUCCUUCAUUUCUCAGGGAAUAAUGCACAGAUAGGAAAGGAAGGAAGGAAAAACAAACAGGUGAAUUUAGUUGGCUGGUACCUAUGUGUGAAUACAAAAAGGGACUGUUGUUUUUGUUGCAACCAGAAUAUAAUUUCAAUAGAGAAUGUGCAAUCAUUUUCUCACACAUUAAAGUUUCAACUAAAACAUGUAUGUGUUCUCAGAAUCUCUUGCACCUUUCUCAACUGUGAGUGAAGAAGGAUCUGAUGAUAAAGUUAGGUUGAUCUUUACAUGUUAAGGGAAGUCACUGAAUCAGAGUGAAAAAUGUGCCACUUCUUUGAACCAACUGAUGAAUGUAGCUGUUAUCUCAGAUAACAUGUUCUUUAAUCUACAGUAUUUCUCUUCCCAAGGAAUAUAGCUAUACAGUGCAGUAACUAUAAUGCAAGGCAUUAUUUUUUAAGUAAUUAAGUAGGCUACUAUUGAGUUCUUUCACAUGUCAUUGUACUGUUGUCUUGUGUAUGCAAAGAUAUUUAUGCAAGUAGGCUUUGACAAAACUAAUUGGCAAUAUGAAAGUUUGAACCAUGUACUGAACAACUUUUCUUUUCUCCUGAGUAACAAAACCCAGGAAUCUUUCUGGAAGCCAUUCAUUUACAUUUAGUUUUUAGCUGCAGAAUGGUAGCUUAAUCUGCCUUCGAAAUCUCAAACGGUGCAAUGUUUGGUUCACAGAUAUCAGUCAGGCCUGCAGCCAAUAAAGGACUUUAAAGUAAAUCAAUCAACAAGCUUUCAAACUGUGAUGGAUGAAGAUACGUAUUUCAUUGUAUGCAGCUCACUUAACUUCACAAUGGUGAGACAACUGGUUAAUAAAUUAUUAUGAAA